Messenger RNA from Prunus armeniaca (apricot), 1002 nucleotides. NCBI's taxonomy places the organism in Eukaryota, Viridiplantae, Streptophyta, Magnoliopsida, Rosales, Rosaceae. The record is from the annotation of a GenBank genome assembly.
AUGGCUCAUAACAGACUAACCAAUGUCACAGGGGCAAUGAAGAUAUUGAUGCAUUGCAAAAGUCUCGUAUUCCUGUCAUUUGCAUACAGUUUUCUGCGUGAGGAAAUGCCAUCUGAUGAUGGCAUGGUUGAAUUUUUCGGUUUCCAACAUCUUCGAGUUUUGGAUUUGAGUUAUUGUGAGCUCACUGGUCCAAUACCUGUAUGGUUAUCUAAGCUCAAGAAGCUACAGAUCUUGAAUCUGAUUCAUAAUAGGAUCACAGGGUCAGUUCCUAGUUGGUUGGCCACUCUUCCAAGCCUCUUUUAUAUAAACUUGUCAGUCAACCUAAUUUCAGGUGAAUUUCCAAAGGAACUUUGCAGCCUUCCCAUGUUGGUGUCCGGACAACCUGCAGGUCAAGUAGAUCAUGAGUAUCUUGAAUUCCCUAUAUUAGUGCAAUCCCAGCUUCGUGCAGAAAGCUUAGAGUAUAAUUCUUUGUCUUAUACACAAUCGUUACAGUACAACUAUGUCUCUUACUUUCCACCAUCCAUAUACCUACACAAUAAUAGCAUCAACGGAAACAUACCGAAAGAGAUUGGCCAAUUGAAGCUUCUCCAUGUGUUGGAUCUUGGUGUCAACAACUUCUCCAGCAGCAUUCCAGACCAAAUAUCUAACCUCAAAAAGUUGGAGACGUUAGAUGUCUCCAUGAAUCAUUUGUAUGGAAACAUCCCAGCGUCAUUGACGAGCCUCAAUUUCUCGAAAGAUUUUAACUGCUCAUACAAUAAUCUGGAAGGGCCAAUACCAAGAAGCACUCAGCUCCAAAGCUUCAAUGCCUCUGCAUUUGAGGGGAAUCCGAAACUUUGCGGUGCCCCACUUCCAAAUGAAUGCAGACCAAUUAAUGAUGUUGGCACAGAUAAUAAGAACAAUCAAGAUGAGCAUAAUGGGCAUAAUAUUCCAUGGUUUCAUAUUUUCGUUGUGUCUGGGUUCAUUGUAGGAUUUUGGGGGAGUGUUUGGUACUUUAAUGCUUAA